Molecule: messenger RNA, 282 nt
Organism: Aspergillus welwitschiae
Lineage: Eukaryota; Fungi; Ascomycota; Eurotiomycetes; Eurotiales; Aspergillaceae
Product: NADH dehydrogenase [ubiquinone] 1 beta subcomplex subunit 7
Exons: 3
Coding region: 1-282 (93 amino acids)
Cellular component (GO): mitochondrion
Source: RefSeq, a predicted model, not a curated record
AUGACCGCCGCCGAGUCUGUGAAGAGUGCCGUUGGGCUUGCGGACAACACCGCUGCCUCCCGUCAGGAAAUGUCGGAUGCCCGUCUUCCCCUCCAGUACCGCGACUCUUGCGCUGGCCUUCUGAUCCCAUUGAACCGCUGCCGACAGCAAGAGUACUACCUUCCCUGGAAGUGCGAGGACGAGAGACACAGCUACGAGAAGUGCCAAUACGAGGAGUUCAAGAAGCGCGUUGCUAAGAUGGAAGAGCUCCGCGCCGCUAAGGGUGGUGCCCGGAGCAACUAA